Messenger RNA from Truncatella angustata, 1777 nucleotides. RefSeq lists its product as uncharacterized. The coding region runs from base 267 to 1721 and encodes 484 amino acids. The record is from RefSeq and is a predicted model, not a curated record. The transcript has 2 exons. Lineage: Eukaryota; Fungi; Ascomycota; Sordariomycetes; Amphisphaeriales; Sporocadaceae.
AAGCCUUCUGAGGAGCUAUUCGAAAGUCAGCUCUCACCUCAUCCAUGCUCGGAGAAAUCCACCCCCUGUCAGCCCUGCCACGCUGCCCCCAGCGAUGCCAACAAACCCUGCUUUAGCUGUACGUCGCACGUACAUCGGGAACAUACACAAUAGCCAUCCUCGAACUCUUUUCCUACACAAGGACGGGAUAAUUUGAGAUUAAGUGGACAUGGGGUUUUUUGCUUCUUGCAUUGUGUCAUUACAGUACUUGCUUUUUCUUGUGCGACAUGCAAUCAAACCAAGGGUGGCUUCGGACGGAUCCAUCAGUUAACUCAGUCCAGCUUUUAGGUUCUUGGGAUAACUUUUCAAAGUGUUACAAGAUGGAACGCGACAUACGACGCGACCUUGGCCAGUGGCGCGGUUGCCAUACGUUCCAAGACAUAAUUACCACAGGAGGAAAACAGAAGCGUAGUGGGGGCCUUACAAUGGGCGAGACAUACUAUUAUUACUACGAGGUCGAUGGUUCUCAUGAGAUACAUGAUCCAUCCAUGCCCUCCACCAAUGUUUGCCCUUACCUACCAGGCCAAACUGUCAAUACCUUGGACGUCCCUAUCGAAUGCGCACUCAAGAGAUUGAGGAGUGCAUCAAUGAACUCGAUUCGUCCUGCUGACUUCAGGACCAUGGACCCUGGAGCCAAGUUCACCACUCCAAGACCAGCUCCACCGGCACCUCACACACUCGGUCCAAGACUUGGCACUUCAGCUGGAAUCCGUCUCAACCAUAAGGCUUCAAGCCGCUCUUUGUCACCCGCACCCACACCAGGCUGGACGGGUAAGGCACGACGCCUUUUUGGCCUACGACCCUCCAGCCGGUCCAGUGAUCGAGUACAGACACCCGAUAGCUUUGCUUCAGAAGAUGCCGUUUCGUCGGUGAAGGAUGAGCCUAGGCUUGAUGGAACACGAAGUAUGACUCCAUCGGAAGGCUACCGCUCUCGCGAUCUAUCGCCUGAGCGGCUCCGUAAGCUCCUUUCGGAGGAUGUCCCAGUUACACAACCUUUUCCGGCUCAAACACAACAACUUACUAUUCCGGAUGAUAUUGUGGAAGAGAACGAAGACGACGAGAACUUUGCUACAUCUGCCAUUUCCGAUAACUUACCAUUCACGACGCUGUCGCCGCCGCCUUUCCAACGAAGCUGGUCAUCGUCAUCGGCCACGGAUCACAAGAGCAGGUCUACCACCACAAUCGUCCCAGAAUCAUCUAGUAUUCUACAAACGUUCUACAAUGAAGAUGAAGCUUUGGACAAUAUCAAGCGAGGCUCGAUUACCAGUUUCAUGAACCCUACAUCCAGGAUACAAUAUCCUUAUUCGACCGCAUCUUCUACUGUCACCUCGCCAAUAACGUCUCCACAGUCUCUUGACUUCCCCAGUAACAAUACCAACUUCUCGUUCUUCGACGAACUGACAGAAGAUGACGACAGGGCGUCAACGGUCCUCGACGAGGCUCCAGAUGUCCAGUAUAGUCAACAGCCCUUCAACAAUUACAGCUUACCAGCCCCUUUGGAAUUGAGCAACCGAAAGCAAAUACCUUCCCGGAUAACCAACUCGUUCGGCUCACCAGAACUGAUUGUUCGCAACGAAGUUGGGGACCCUUUCGGCAACACUUCACUCUUAACACUUAAGGGUAUCGAUGCCGGAUUAGACGACUUGGUCAGCGAGCUUGGUUGGAUUGCCAAUGCGAUUUGAGCCUGUCAAUGUGUACUACUUCAAUUUCAAUUUCUCGAUAUUGAACAUUUACGAAU